AUGUCCGUUGAAGACCUACGCAAGAACAUGGCCAAGGCCAACCUCGAGAAGCAACGUGCCGCCAACCAGGACAGCCGAAGCCCGCUCGAGGAUCCCAAGAUCUGGGAGGCGGCUCGGAAAGCAUUCAACUCUGGCUGGAGGCAGCCCGAGCCCCGCUUUUACGUGAUCAUCUCGCCCGACAGCCUGGUCUCCACGCCCGAGAAGCUGCAGCAGAUCGCCAAGAUGACAUCGCCCCCGAAGGUCAUCAACACCACAUACACAGGCCUCCAUGGAGGCAACCCCGAAGCACCACAGAUGCGGAGCGACGGGAAGCCGCAGAAUGUCAGUGUCUGCGCGAUUGGCCGGAAGGAGCUUACGGAGAUCAGAAGCAAGACGGAAUGUGUCAUGUCUCUGCUGGCCUUGAUCAACGGGCAACCCAAGGGGGCUAUCCUAGUAAAGGGGCUCAAGAAAGUUCAGGCGAACAAUGGGGACCAAGGCAGAUAG
Molecule: messenger RNA, 483 nt
Organism: Diaporthe batatas
Lineage: Eukaryota; Fungi; Ascomycota; Sordariomycetes; Diaporthales; Diaporthaceae
Exons: 2
Coding region: 1-483 (160 amino acids)
Source: RefSeq, a predicted model, not a curated record